This is a messenger RNA of Bombina bombina (fire-bellied toad), 3687 nucleotides long. RefSeq lists its product as uncharacterized. Gene Ontology annotation, molecular function: DNA helicase activity. The record is from RefSeq and is a predicted model, not a curated record. The transcript is spliced from 2 exons. Gene Ontology annotation, biological process: DNA repair; telomere maintenance. Lineage: Eukaryota; Metazoa; Chordata; Amphibia; Anura; Bombinatoridae. Bases 1 to 3687 code for a protein of 1228 amino acids.
AUGACUGGACAUCACACACAUUCAAAGAAUUUUAUGCAAAAUAUCCGUUCUAUCAAUAGUGCAUUGGCGUUUGCAUCAAUGGGAGCAAACAUUGCACCACCUCCAGGAUAUGGACCAUACUGCUUUAGAAUAAAUGGGCAAAUUUAUCACCGAUCUGGUGCCUUGCAUCCAGAAAAUGAUGAUCAACGCAAAUUUGCACAACUCUACAUUUUGAGUCCUGAGGAAGCUGCGGACCAACGAGCUGCACUAAAAGAAAAUUCAGGAUGUCACAUUGGGCUUUUGAGGGAGUUAAGUUCAUAUAUGUCUCAUUAUAACCCUUUCGCAAAAGCAUGUAAAAUGCUCUAUGAGGUAGAGCAAGAAUGCAUCCAUGAAGCAUCUUUAAAUGGAGUUCAAACUUCUAAAGUUUCUAUGGUAAUUCUGCAGGACAGAACAUCAGAUUGCCGAAGAUAUAACGCACAAAGAGUUAAUGAGGUGGCUGUUAUUUUCCAAAAUUCUGAUGGUGAACCUCCUCUUGAACGUGACCUUCUUAUUCAUUGCCGCUCUACAGAUCAAAGAAAAAAACCAGAAAGAAUAAGUGUCUUAGAUCCUAAUCUUGAACCAUUGCUGUAUCCUUUGUUGUUCCCAUAUGGGGACCAAAGUUGGGGUUCCAACAUUGCUCUUAACUACAGGCCAACAUCAAUUAGUGAUGUACAAAGAAGAGUAACCACCAAUCCAAGGAUAAGAGUUAGUCAAAUGAAAUACUACUCUUACAGAAUUUCAAUUCGGGAUCAAUUUAAUCCUUUCCUUAGUGCUGGCAAGUUGACUCAGCAGUACUUUGUUGACGCUUAUGUCAAGACUGAGGCCAACAGACUCAACUAUAUCCAUCAAAAUCAAUCUAACCUUUGCAUUGAAAAAUAUACAGGAUUAAUGGAUUACAUUCAAAGUGAAGCUGCUGCACAGGGCCUGAUGCCUGGAAAAGCAGUUAUUUUGCCAUCAUCUUUUCAGGGAAGUCCACGAAAUAUGGCCCAAAACUACCAUGAUGCUCUGGCCAUUGUUAGAAAAUAUGGAAAACAGGAUUACUUAAUCACCAUGACCUGCAACCCUAAAUGGCCUGAGAUAGUUGAUAACCUAUUAGAAGGUCAAGCAGUGGAGUUCAGAUCAGAUUUGGUAGCAAGAAUUUUCAAUCUCAAACUAAAUUCUCUUUUGCAUGAUAUCUUGAACAAACAUGUUCUUGGAAGUCCUUGCGCAAAAGUGCAUGUUAUAGAGUUUCAAAAAAGAGGACUACCACAUGCUCAUAUCCUCUUAAUAUUGAAAGCCGAAGACAAGCCAAAUGAUGCUAAAACCAUUGACACUUUUAUAUCAGCUGAAAUUCCAGAGGAACAUAUUUAUCCCAGACUACAUGCUAUUGUAAUAAAGCAUAUGAUACACGGUCCAUGUGGAGAACAUAAUUUAAAUUCUCCGUGCAUGGUUGAUGGUAACUGCAGCAAAAAUUUUCCAAAACAAUUUCAAGAACAAACUUUACUUAAUGUUGAUGGCUAUCCUCGAUAUCGGAGACGAAAAAAUGAGACCACAAUAAUUGUCAAAGGGAAAAAAAUUGACAAUUCUUGGGUAGUUCCAUAUAGCCCAUACUUCUGCUUGAAAUACAACUGCCAUAUAAAUGUAGAGAGUUGUGUUUCUGUUAAAAGUGUUAAAUAUCUCUUCAAAUAUGUAUAUAAAGUUUAUGAUUGUGCAAAUAUUUCCAUUAAGGAACAUACUACAUUACAGCAUGAUGAAAUACAAAAAUUUUUGGACUCAAGAUAUGUCAGUGCUCCUGAAGCUGUUUGGAGGUUGUAUGGUUUUUUGAUGCACCAUCAAACACAUACAAUAAUAAGACUUCAAGUUCAUCUUCCAGGCGAACAAGAUGUAUAUUUCCAUAAUGAUAACAUACAAUUAGCUGCAGAGAAGGCCCAAGACAGGGAUACCACUUUGACAGCAUACUUCAAGUUGAAUGAUGAUACUCAUGCUGCACGGGAAUUUUAUUACUCUGACAUUCCUCAACAUUAUGUAUUUGAUGUAAAAACCCGUAAGUGGAAUCCAAGACAAAGAGGAGCAGAUACAACAAUUGGCCGAUUGUAUUAUGUAAAUAUUUCAUCAGAUUUGGAGAGAUUUUGUUUGAGGUUACUGCUCUUGCACUUAAAAGGAGCAAAAUCCUUUAAGGACUUACGCACUGUUAAUGGACAUUCAAAGAAGCUGCCCAAAAGCUUUCACUUUUACAUGACGACGCUACAUGGGAUCUUACACUUAACGAAUCAGCAUCUCAACAAAUAUUUUGGACUACCCAAUCCAUCAAACUUCAUUCCAAACAUGCAAUUCAACUAUGUUACACAGUUGGAAGCCCAAGUUGGAGCACAACUUCAAGAAGCACUAAACAUCGAGCAAAAAGCUGCAUUUGACAAUGUAAUGUCUGCUAUUGCUAAUGAAAAUUUACCACACAGAUGUUUUUUUAUUGAUGGACCUGGUGGAAGUGGCAAGACUUAUUUAUAUAAAACACUAUUGAGUACUUUACGUGGACGCACAGAUGGAGUUCUUCCUGUUGCCUCUACCGGAAUAGCAGCUAAUCUCCUUGAUGGUGGCAGAACUUACCAUUCACAGUUUAAGCUUCCAAUUCCAUUACUGGACACAUCAACAUCAAAUAUAAGUAUGACUACAAAAGAUGCUGAGCUCAUACAUAAUGCUCAAUUGCUUAUUUGGGAUGAGGCCUCAAUGACACCCGGUAUAGCUCUAAAAUGUGUAAAUAAGCUCCUUCAGGAAAUUAUGCAGAACAACAAGCCCUUUGGUGGUGACUUCCGACAAACACUCCCAGUUCUUCCUCAUGGCAAUAAAUCUGCUAUUGUGGAAGCUACUAUAAAGUUUUAUGAUCACUGGGAUAAAUUCAAAAUUUUUAAAUUGCACAAUAAUGUGCGCUCGGUGGAUCCAGAAUUUAGCAAUUGGCUACUACAAUUAGGACAGGGUUCAUUAAAUAGUUCAGAGGGCCUUCCUGAGGAUUUUGUUGAGAUCCCUUCCAAAUUAAUAUGCCACGAUUGUAUCAUAUCUGAAAUUUUUGGAAAAAGACUUCUUCCAUCUGAUCUUCACAGUUUUUCAAAAAAGGCCAUUUUGUGUACAAAAAAUUGUCAUGUUUAUCAAAUCAAUGAGCAUGUAUUAAAUAUACUCGAUGGUGAUGAAAAAAUAUAUCUAAGUUCAGAUUCAAUUGACGAUAAGACAGAUGAAGAUGCUCAAAACUAUCCCAUAGAGUUUCUAAACAAAUUAGCUCCAUCAGGAAUGCCUCUUCAUAAGUUAAAAAUUAAAUUGGGAAGUAUUAUUAUGUUGCUCAGAAAUCUGAACACAAAAAGAGGUCUGUGCAAUGGAACAAGAUUGAUAGUUAAAGAUCUUAAGCCCAAUCUAAUAAUUGCAGAGGUCCUCACAGGAACAGCUCAAAACCAGAUGGUGUUUACCCCAAAAAUAGAUUUAGCCCCUGCCAACACUGAACUACCAUUCAUUUUACGAAGGAGACAGUUUCCAAUCAAACUUGCCUUUGCAAUGACCAUCAACAAAUCACAAGGUCAAACGUUAGACAAAGUUGGAAUAUUCCUUCCAGAGCCAGUAUUCAGUCAUGGACAACUUUAUGUUGCAAUGUCUCGAGUUCGUACAUCAUCUGAUGUCAAAAUUAAGAUACUUCAAGGUUCCAAGUAA